AUGAAGCGCAUUCUCAGCUCUCUCAAUAAUAAGCGCCUGAGUCCCACGCGCGACUCUCCCGCCACGGCCUAUGCCGAAGACUCCCCAGAGGCCGUCAUUCUGCGCGAAGUCCAUGGAUCCGAAUUCGUGCGUCUUCCCAGUAUCGUCGAGAGUGCCGAGUCCAGUCCCAAUGCGGCCCGCGAAGCGGCCAAUCUGAUCCGCAAACUCCUCUCCGAACCGAACAAAACCCCGGCGCAUAUGCAGUACAAUGCGAUUAUGCUCAUCCGCAUUCUCGUCGACAACCCAGGUCACACCUUUGCGCGCAAUCUCGACUCCAAGUUUGCCGCGACGGUGAAGGAAUUCCUGCGCCAAAAGCAUGACAGGGACAGCGCUUAUGUGCACAACUUCCUUUGUCAAACGCUGGAUGCCUUGGAUGCUCAACGGGCCUGGGAUGAGGACCUAACGCCGCUGCUGCAAAUGUGGCGCAAAGAGAAAUCCAAACUAUGGCGGACGAACAGUAGCAGCCAUUUUAGGGCGUCGUCGCACUCGUCGCACUCGCGGCCGACAUACCCACCGGCCCAAAGCCAAAGCACGCUUCCACCGCCGGACGAGCUGGCCGCACGGAUCGAAGAAGCGAAGAAUUCGGCUCAACUCCUCAUCCAGUUCGUCCAGAUGACACCUCCGUCGGAACUGUUGGAAAACGAGCUCGUCAAGGAAUUCUCCGAUCGCUGUCGAGCUGCAGCGCGCGCCAUGCAAGCCUACAUCCACUCUACCAACCCGCCUCCCGACGAAGACACCCUCCUUACCUUGAUCGAGGCGAACGACAAAUUGUCCGUCGCUCAAUCCAAGCACCAGCAUUCCAUGUUGCAUGCGCGCAAGGCGCUGGGACAGUCAGGAAGCCAGUCUCCCGCCUCCUCUAAUGACAAUGCAUCGGCAUCCGGUGCUCUGCGGCCGGCCGCAGCACCUCCGCUGCCCCAUCGGGACUCUGGAAGUCCCCCGACGGUGUCAUCGCCGGCCCCUGUCUCGCCGGAGUCCACCCCAGGGCCUGCUCCAACACAGGCUCCCGUGUCUGCUCCUGCCCCUACAGCUACAAAUAGUAGUACAGCGGGCCGAUAUGAGUACCGAUCGGAGGACUUCCAAGUGCAGAACCCCUUCGCAGAUAAUUACGCCACGACGGGGCCUCCUGCAGUACCUCCGAAGUAG
Messenger RNA from Aspergillus terreus NIH2624, 1182 nucleotides. RefSeq lists its product as uncharacterized. Gene Ontology annotation, biological process: protein transport to vacuole involved in ubiquitin-dependent protein catabolic process via the multivesicular body sorting pathway. Gene Ontology annotation, molecular function: ubiquitin binding; phosphatidylinositol binding. Bases 1 to 1182 code for a protein of 393 amino acids. The record is from RefSeq and is a predicted model, not a curated record. Lineage: Eukaryota; Fungi; Ascomycota; Eurotiomycetes; Eurotiales; Aspergillaceae. The transcript is spliced from 4 exons.